This is a messenger RNA of Diutina rugosa, 1362 nucleotides long. RefSeq lists its product as uncharacterized. The transcript has a single exon. Gene Ontology annotation, molecular function: protein binding. The record is from RefSeq and is a predicted model, not a curated record. Lineage: Eukaryota; Fungi; Ascomycota; Pichiomycetes; Serinales; Debaryomycetaceae. The coding region runs from base 1 to 1362 and encodes 453 amino acids.
AUGGAGGACCGCUUUCUUGAAGCUUGCGAUAAGCUCUACAAUAAGUUUAAAGAAGAUGUGCAAGCAAAUGAUGUCCCUGAACGUCGUCAGCUUGUUCAGAGGCUUACCGUCCAGCUUCGACGACUUGUACUCGAUGUUGAAGACUUGAUUCCCGACCUUGAAGACAGUCACAUAUCUCAAGCUAAGCGGCGAAAACACAAUGACACAGAGGACGCCGCACCACAGGACCUGCUACCGGUGAAGAAACUGAUAUUUGACCGUACUCACAAUUGGUUCAACGAUAGCACUUGGAAAGACAUCUGCUCUUUUCUACAGCAAGACGAUGUAUUACGGUUGCUGGUAACACUGAAAAGAAUGCGCCAAAUUUGCAUUGACCAGAGAAUGCUGCGGGUUUAUCUACACAAGCGGUAUGCUCCACUUACUCUGCAUCGAUUUCUCAUUGUGCCUGAUUAUAUAUUGGUCGAACUGUGGCUGAUACCUUUCACUACAAUCGUGUUUGACGGCCUUACAGAAUUGCGUGUCAAGGUUCUUGCCAAUGUGUUCCCUAAAGCCAACUUUAUCGACUUGACAGGGAGAGUUCUGACGGUUUUCCUUAAUUUGGAGCGUCCCACCCUCAACCAUCUCACGAUUGGUAUUCAUCAACUCCAUCAUUUACGCGGUAAGCCCCCGUGUAAACAAAUCCAUGUCAAUUGCUACCACAGACCAGUCUCCAAAGUAUUCAGUACCUUUGCUAACACUCACUUAAACACCCUCCAAUUACUGUGUGUUCGCGAGGAAGAUCUGGGGUUGGGCAGUGGCCAAGUGUCUGUUGACAAACUUAUCGUGUAUGGGCCCAUGAAUCCGGCUAUAGCUAAGAGUGUCAUUUGGGAAAAAGUUCGAGCUCUCCAUUUUGAAUACACCACAAAGUGUCCCCUGAUUGCCGCUUAUCUCAACAACCUUCUGGCGCUUUCAAUUUCGGUGAACGUCCCUCCCACCUAUUUGGAUCUGCGCCUGAAUCUGAUACCGCUCUUGUCGGUACCAUUUCUCACCAAUCUUGACAGCGUCAAUUUACGAUGGUUGAAACUCCAUGUUGUGUGGCAACCUAUUCUUGAGGAUGUCAUACCGCUUGUUGUGCGGUUUCCUUUGCUUCAGGUGUUUGAUCUUGAGUGUCUGAGCUACAGUCUGCCUUUUUGGCCCGACUUGAUAGCGCACAAAUGUCUAGUUGAACGUCGCACACAUCUCCCGAAUUGUUUCGUUGUUGACGAUGAUGGGAAAUUCUUGGCGAAAGCGUUAUUCAAACUGCUUCACCUUCUCCACAAAGUUACUGUGGGUACCGAUUCAUUUAUUCGCGAUAAUGGUCGCAUCGUGUGCCAAUUGGAAUAA